GAGGAGAGCACAGACCUUGCCAGUGCCCAGCAUAUAGAAAAGAGUGUUACAACUGUGGCAUGAAGAACCCCUUCUCACUCAAAUGCAGGCAGCGGAGACAACAAAAUACAGUACACUGUGUCAACGAGGACCAGGACAACAGUGGUGACAACGAGUACAGUGAUGGGUCUUUUGGUGACCUCUUUGUGGGAACAGUCGCACUUGCAGGACUAGACGAGGACUGCUACCUACAAGACUAAUGGAACUGAUAUUGUGUUCAAACUUGACACUGGAGCACAGGUCAACAUCAUUCCAGAGACUGAAUUGUUACGGUUACAGAACCAGGAAGUCCCUCCCCUCCACAAACUCUCUUCUGAGGAAACGAAACUGAUCUGAGUCUCUGUGUCGUCUGUCUGUGUGAGAGUGAACAACCGUCCAAAUGGCUCAGCAGGGAGUUCUGCUGGACCAGGACCAGUUCUGUUGUUCUGUCUGUCUGGAUCUACUGAAGGAGCCGGUCACCAUCCCCUGUGGACACAGUUACUGUAGAAGCUGUAUUGAGGGCUGCUGGGAUCAGGAUGUUCUGAAAGGGGUCUAUAGCUGUCCUCAGUGCAGACAGACCUUCACUCCAAGGCUUACUCUGAGGAAAAAUAACAUGUUGGCUGAGGUGGUGGAGAAACUGAAGAAGACAGGACUCCAGGCUGCUCCCCCUCCUGCUCUGUGCUAUGCUGGACCUGGAGAUGUGGCGUGUGAUGUCUGCACUGGGACCAGAAAGCAGAAAGCCCUCAUGUCCUGUCUGGUGUGUCUGGCCUCUUACUGUGAGACUCACCUCCAAUCUCACUAUGAAUCUCCUGCUUUGAAGAAGCACAAGCUGGUCAAAGCCACCGCACAACUACAGGAGAAGAUCUGCUCUCAUCAUGACAAACUGCUGGAGGUUUACUGUCGUAGCGAUCAGCAGUGUAUCUGUUAUCUGUGUACAAUGGAUGAACAUAAAGGCCAUGAUACAGUGUCAGCUGCAGCAGAGAGGACUGAGAAACAGAGGCAGCUGGGGAUGAGUCAGCAGAAAGUCCAGCAGAGAUUCCAGGAGAGAGAGAAGGACCUGAAGGAGCUCCAACAGGCUGUGGAGUCUCUCAAGCACUCUGCACAGGCAGCAGUGGAGGACAGUGAUAAGAUCUUUACUGAGCUGAUCCGCUCCAUUGAGAGAAGGCGCUCUGAGGUGAAGGAGCUGAUCAGAGCCCAAGAGAAGGCUCAAGUGAGUCAAGCUGAAGGACUCCUGGAGCAACUGGAGCAGGAGAUAGCUGAGCUGAGGAAGAGAAGCACUGAGCUGGAGCAGCUCUCACACACAGAGGAUCACAUCCAUUUCCUCCAGAGUUAUCAGUCUCUCUCCGGUACCAGUGUAUCUUCAGACUUACCCAGCAUCGUUGUCCGUCCUCUUCAGUACUUUGGAGAUGUGAGUAAGACUGUGUCUGAACUGAGAGAGAAACUAGAAGACGUCCCUUAA
Molecule: messenger RNA, 1477 nt
Organism: Coregonus clupeaformis (lake whitefish)
Lineage: Eukaryota; Metazoa; Chordata; Actinopteri; Salmoniformes; Salmonidae
Product: E3 ubiquitin-protein ligase TRIM47-like
Exons: 5
Coding region: 419-1477 (352 amino acids)
Molecular function (GO): zinc ion binding
Source: RefSeq, a predicted model, not a curated record